Cyclopterus lumpus (lumpfish) is the source of this 3538-nucleotide messenger RNA. It is a transcript of the gene dbt, whose product is annotated as dihydrolipoamide branched chain transacylase E2. Bases 86 to 1561 code for a protein of 491 amino acids. NCBI's taxonomy places the organism in Eukaryota, Metazoa, Chordata, Actinopteri, Perciformes, Cyclopteridae. The record is from RefSeq and is a predicted model, not a curated record. Gene Ontology annotation, cellular component: cytoplasm; mitochondrion. The transcript is spliced from 11 exons. Gene Ontology annotation, molecular function: lipoic acid binding; acetyltransferase activity.
UCUCCCACAGCGCCGAACAAGACGCUGGGCGGUGAUUGGCUGCUAAGUGGGGCGUCCAGCUGUGACGUAAGUCGCUAGAGUAAAGAUGGCGGCGGUGACCAGAGGCUCCUUUACUGUGUUCAGACAGCUGCUGACUCAUCAGUACCGGUGUCGAUGUUUCCGGCUGCAGAGCUUCAGGUCCGACCGAACCAUUCGGCCUCUGAGCUUCAGAUGGGAGCCAAGCCUCCAGGUGUUGAGCAGCAGGACCCUGCACUCCUCCGCCGUGAAUCGAGGACCAAUCGUGUCGUUCAAACUGUCCGACAUCGGAGAGGGAAUCAUGGAGGUGACGGUGAAGGAGUGGUACGUGAAGGAGGGGGACAAGGUGUCCCAGUUUGACAGUAUCUGUGAGGUCCAGAGCGACAAGGCCUCCGUCACCAUCACCAGCCGUUACGACGGAGUCAUCAAGAAGCUCUACUACGACGUGGACGCAACCGCAUUGGUGGGGAAGCCGCUGGUGGACAUCGAGACAGAGUCCAGUUCAGAGGUGAUCCAGGAGGAGGACGUGGUGGAGACGCCCGCCAUGGCUCGAGAAGAACACACCCACCAGGAGAUCAAAGGGCACAAGACUCAGGCCACGCCCGCCGUUAGGCGCCUCGCCAUGGAGAACAACAUUAAGCUCAGUGAAGUGGUGGGGACGGGGCGAGACGGACGGCUCCUGAAGGAGGACAUCCUGAACUUCCUGGCGAAGCAGACCGGAGCCAUCAUACCUCCGACCCUGUUCCUGGAGACCCAGACUCCGCCCUCUGCUGCUGCCAGGCCUGUGAGAACUACGGCAGCCAUCAAACCUCCACCCGCCACACCCAAACCUGUCUUCACCGGGAAGGACGUCACUGAGCCCCUCAAAGGUUUCCACAGAGCGAUGGUGAAGACGAUGACGGCGGCGCUGAAGAUCCCUCACUUUGGUUACUGUGACGAAGUGGACCUGAGCCGCCUGGUGUCUCUGAGAGCUGAACUCCGACCCCUCGCAGAAGGUCGGGGGGUCAAACUGAGCUUCAUGCCCUUCUUCAUCAAGGCCGCCUCCCUCGGCCUCCUCCAGUUCCCCAUCCUCAACUCCUCAUUGGACGAAAGCUGCCAGAACAUCACGUACAAGGCGUCUCAUAACAUCGGCCUGGCGAUGGACACCGUUCAGGGUCUGCUGGUUCCCAACGUGAAGAACGUUCAGCUGCUCAGUGUGUUCGACAUCGCUCAGGAGCUAAACCGCCUGCAGAUGCUUGGAACCGCAGGCCAGCUGGGAACCAACGAGCUGAGCGGAGGAACCUUCACCCUGUCCAACAUCGGAUCAAUCGGAGGGACGUACGCUAAACCGGUCAUUCUUCCUCCUGAAGUCGCCAUCGGAGCUCUGGGGAAGAUCCAGGUUCUCCCUCGGUUCGACGCCGGCGGUCAGGUGGUCCGAGCUCACCUCAUGAACGUCAGCUGGUCGGCGGAUCACCGCAUCAUCGACGGAGCCACCAUGAGUCGGUUCUCCAACCUGUGGAGGGAAUACCUGGAGAACCCGGCCAGCAUGAUGCUGGACCUCAAAUAAGAGAGGACUAUUUCCCAUCAGCCCCUGGGAGACCUUCACUUCUCCUCCCGCCGCCUUCGCUUCGUCUUUCUGUUGGAGGCCUUCUUGUUCACUCGCUGUCGUUUCCUUGUUGCCUUUGAGCAAGGCAGCGGGAGGAGGAGGAGGGGUCAUCCUGUCUAUCAUGUUGUUUCCAUGACGACCAAUACCACACACAGUGGAGGUUUGAGUAGUUAGUCUGUUUCUAAUGUUUCAGGAAAUCAAUUACAAAUUAUGACCCGUUCUAAAUGCCAUCAGUAAAUCCAGUUGACAGGCUGGGAACCGGAGAACCGGUCUACGGGCGGCCUUUUCGGUCUUCAUUGAUCCAGAUCCGAGUGUUGUCACCGAAACAUCUGGAGCUGGCUGUGGAUCCAGGACCUGGUCUGAGAUCAGUUGGUAAAGUGAAACAUUGAAAACAGCAGAACUUCUGUAACCAAACGUUCUCACGGUUCUCACUGUUCCUUAAACAUCUCAGAGUCCAACAGUGAAUUGAUGAAGUUCUGUGUGUUUUUAAAUCAUAUUGAUCUGUAGCUCCUGGUUUGAGGGGUCUGUGGAUGCAAAUGAGGCGGGCAGAGCCAGCAUACCUCAUGUCAUGUGACCAAAUGAUUUUAUUUAUCAGCAGAACAGAAUGUGAUUCACGUCUCUGAGGUUUUUAAAAAACAAGCUCAGUUAAACUAUUGAUUAAUGAAUUGAUUCUGGUUCUGAUCAGUUGGUCUGACGUCAGAAAUCAACUUAUUAACAAAUAAUGAAAAUGUAUCAAUCAAUAGGAAGGUCCUCUGCUUCUGGCUCAGACCCUCCUUUGAGUUUCUCUCCUCUGUACUGGAUCAGAACCAGUUUCUCUCCUCUGUACUGGAUCAGAACCAGUUUCUCUCCUCUGUACUGGAUCAGAACCAGUUUCUCUCCUCUAUACUGGAUCAGAACCAGUUUCUCUCUAUACUGGAUCAGAACCAGUUUCUCUCCUCUGUACUGGAUCAGAACCAGUUUCUCUCCUCUGUACUGGAUCAGAACCAGUUUCUCUCCUCUGUACUGGAUCAGAACCAGUUUCUCUCCUCUAUACUGGAUCAGAACCAGUUUCUCUCUAUACUGGAUCAGAACCAGUUUCUCUCCUCUAUACUGGAUCAGAACCAGUUUCUCUCUAUACUGGAUCAGAACCAGUUUCUCUCCUCUGUACUGGAUCAGAACCAGUUUAUCUCCUCUAUACUGGAUCAGAACCAGUUUCUCUCCUCUGUACUGGAUCAGAACCAGUUUCUCUCUAUACUGGAUCAGAACCAGUUUCUCUCCUCUAUACUGGAUCAGAACCAGUUUAUCUCCUCUGUACUGGAUCAGAACCAGUUUCUUUCCUCUAUACUGGAUCAGAACCAGUUUCUUUCCUCUAUACUGGAUCAGAACCAGUUGCUUUCCUCUAUACUGGAUCAGAACCAGUUUAUCUCCUCUGUACUGGAUCAGAACCAGUUUCUUUCCUCUAUACUGGAUCAGAACCAGUUUCUCUCCUCUAUACUGGAUCAGAACCAGUUUCUCUCCUCUGUACUGGAUCAGAACCAGUUUCUCUCCUCUGUACUGGAUCAGAACCAGUUUAUCUCCUCUAUACUGGAUCAGAACCAGUUUCUCUCCUCUAUACUGGAUCAGAACCAGUUCUGGUCUCAAGGGUCCGUCGGUCCUCUGCUGAGUCUCAACGUUCAUGAUAUGAAUCUGAAGUGACGUUUGUAAAUAAUCCAAAUUCUUGGUGGUCUGGUUCCGAGGCUGGUGGGAAUGAGGUCUCUGUAGACCUGAUCCCCCUCGUGGUCUGACCCGUCUGUUACAGAACCUGUGAAUAAUCUCUGGAGUUGGUUGAAUGUUUCUCUUCCUGCUUUGUUUUAGUUUCUAGCGACCGACUAAAUGUAAAACUGUAAAAAAAAAGUAGUUUUUUGUAUUUUUGGGAACGGUUGAACCUGAAGAACGAUGAAUAAAGUUGAAGUGCACAAA